Molecule: messenger RNA, 306 nt
Organism: Fusarium verticillioides 7600
Lineage: Eukaryota; Fungi; Ascomycota; Sordariomycetes; Hypocreales; Nectriaceae
Exons: 1
Coding region: 1-306 (101 amino acids)
Source: RefSeq, a predicted model, not a curated record
AUGAAUGUUUCGCUGCUUGAUGCAUCAGUUUUCGUUUUCGUUUCCGUUUCUGUGGCUGUUUCUCUCUACGGUUUUGACAGCAAAAAAGCGAGUGGCUUUGUACAGAUUUUUGGGGCCUUGGCCUACUCGGUCGCCAUGCGGCGUUUGAGUAUUCUCUCUCAUUGCUGUCUUGAUAAGUUGUUCUGUGUCGAGUACAGUUGCUAUUCGCUGUUUCAGUACAAGCAUUUAAAUACUCAGUCUAUUGCAGUACGACAAAGUCCUGGCUUGUUAGUACCAAUUGGCUUUUACUGGCACUGCAGCCUCUAA